AUGAGUCGUUUAACAACCUUAUCCCAGCGUAAUCCCACUUCUCACUCCCAAUCGCAUUCACCUUCUCCCAUCCUAUAUCCCCCCUCAGGCCCAUCAUCAGGCAGAGUCUCUCCCUUCCCUCGUCCGGGAUCGACCGCAUCACAGUAUUCUGAAUCACCUUUUGGGGGAGGUAUGAAUAGCGGUCACGCUCCGAACUCUUUAUCAGGCCCUGGAAGUGGAUAUACAAGGGCGACACAUGAGGUAGAAGGUCAGAACGAUGAGAGGUUAGAAGGUUUACUGGGAAAAGUGAAGAUAUUGAAAGAUAUAACAGUUGGAAUAGGAAACGAAGUGAGGGAUAGUAAUGUCUUACUGGGCAAUAUGAACGACUCAUUUUCAUCGACCUCGACUUUCCUAGGAGGUACUUUCCGUCGGAUGAAUAAGAUGGCCAAAAGACAAGGCGGGAAUUGGUGUUGGUUCAUGGGUUUUCUAUUAUUGGUCUUAUGGAUAUUCGUCGUCGUUUGGUGGUUGCGAAGGUAG
Molecule: messenger RNA, 516 nt
Organism: Kwoniella botswanensis
Lineage: Eukaryota; Fungi; Basidiomycota; Tremellomycetes; Tremellales; Cryptococcaceae
Exons: 4
Coding region: 1-516 (171 amino acids)
Biological process (GO): endoplasmic reticulum to Golgi vesicle-mediated transport
Source: RefSeq, a predicted model, not a curated record